Mucor mucedo is the source of this 896-nucleotide messenger RNA. RefSeq names its product 2,4-dienoyl-CoA reductase. Gene Ontology annotation, molecular function: 2,4-dienoyl-CoA reductase (NADPH) activity. NCBI's taxonomy places the organism in Eukaryota, Fungi, Mucoromycota, Mucoromycetes, Mucorales, Mucoraceae. The transcript has 8 exons. The coding region runs from base 16 to 846 and encodes 276 amino acids. The record is from RefSeq and is a predicted model, not a curated record. Gene Ontology annotation, biological process: fatty acid catabolic process.
CUCUUUUAAAAAAUUAUGGCUCCUGCUGUCGAAACUACAACAAUUUUCAAGGAUAACAUCUUUGCAGGCAAAGUUUUAUUCUGCUCUGGCGGUGGUAGUGGUAUCUGCCGUGGUAUGACUGAGGCUGUGGUUCGCCAUGGUGCCAAAGCUGUCAUCUUUUCCAGAAGUAAGGAUAAGUUGGAGAAAGCAGCUAAGGAAAUGAGUCUUAAGACCGGUGGUGAAGUCUUCGCUGUUGCUGGUGACGUUCGUAACCCUGCUGACGUUGAGAACGCCAUCAAGAUUACAGUAGAGAAAUUCGGUCGUCUUGAUUUCUUGAUCAAUGGUGCCGCCGGUAACUUUUUGUCUUCCUUUGAUCACUUAUCCUACAAUGCGUUCAAGACUGUAAUUGAGAUUGAUUUGCUCGGUACUUUCAAUUUGACCAAGGCCGCUGUGGAACAUUUGAAGGCUUCCAAGGGUGCCGUCAUUAACGUCACAGCUACCUUGCAUUAUACAGGUACUCCCUUCCAACAGCAUGCUGGUGCUGCCAAAGCAGCUGUCGAUGCUUUGACAAAGCAUUGGGCUGUAGAGUUGGGUCCUCAUGGUAUUCGCGUCAAUGGUAUCGCUCCUGGACCUAUUGCUUCUACUGUCGGUAUGGAAAAACUUGGUCCUGCUUUUGAUGUCACUGGUGUUCCUAUUCAACGUAUGGGAGAAGUUCAAGAUAUCGCACAAAGCACCGUCUUCCUUUUCUCGGAAGGCGCUAGUUACAUCUCCGGAGCUAUUUUGGUUGUGGAUGGAGCUGCUUGGAUGAACCCUAGUUACCUUAACUAUCCCGAACUUGUUUUAUCCCCUCCCGACUUUAAACUUUAAAAUAUCAUAAAAAGAUUAUUUUAUUUAUUUAUACUACAUCUUGUCCUUGA